Molecule: messenger RNA, 3950 nt
Organism: Mus musculus (house mouse)
Lineage: Eukaryota; Metazoa; Chordata; Mammalia; Rodentia; Muridae
Gene: Klrb1f
Product: killer cell lectin-like receptor subfamily B member 1F
Exons: 5
Coding region: 112-690 (192 amino acids)
Cellular component (GO): membrane
Source: RefSeq, a predicted model, not a curated record
UGGGCGGGUGUGGACACAGACAGCAGUGUCCACAGAAGACUUCCUUUUGUUAAUUUUGCUUCUCAGAACUUAGAAUUUGUCACUGUUCACAGUUCCCAUCUCCUGUCUACAAUGGACACAUCAAAGGUCCAUGGCAAUGUAAAGCCAUUUAGGUGUCCAGGGUAUAAGCAAGCAUCUUCUCCAUCUUUCUCCCCAGAUGCUUGUCGGUGCCCACACUGGCAUCAUUUGGCUCUGAAAUCUGGCUGUGCUGGGCUGAUCCUUCUUCUCUUGAGCCUGAUUGGACUCAGUGUCUUAGGAAGAUCAGCCAUACUAGAGUGCCCGAGAUAUUGGCAUCCACACUGGAACAAAUGUUUAUUUGUUUCUCAAAUUUCCAGACCUUGGGCAGAAGGUCGAGAUGCCUGCUCUAUGGAAGACGCCAUUUUGUUGCUCAUUGAAAAUAAAGAAGAACUGAGAUUUGUGCAGAACUUGAUAAAGGGAAAAGAACAGUUAUUUUUUAUUGGACUAAAAUAUGUACAGAAGGAGAAGAUCUGGAAGUGGAUAGAUGGCUCUAUUUUAAAUCCUAACCUAUUACGAAUCACUGGCAAGGACAAAGAAAACAGCUGUGCCAUCAUCUCACACACGGAAGUGUUUUCAGAUUCUUGUUCUUCAGACAACCACUGGAUCUGCCAAAAGACCCUGAUACAUGUCUGAAAGCCUGUGUCCUGAUUCCUGAUUGUGAGUCUCAUCUGGAUUACUUCACUGUCCACAUCGGAUCUCUGUACUGAACAUUCUGUUGGCCCACCCAGUGAGUAGCUAGUGGCACAAAACAAGGACUCCAAAAUCACUGUGACUUUUACAGAUGCUCAUGUCUAGUUUAUUAUGUAAACAUAAAUGUACACAGACACAGAUGUGCCAUUCUAGGAGAGGAGUUCUAUAGAAGGAAGCCCAGACCAGCAAGAGGCAGUGAAGGCCUUGUGAUGCCCUUGCUGAUCUUUUUGUCUAAGGUCAUCUGCAGAGAGCUACAGAAAACUGUUUGUAAAGUCUAGAUUUUGACCCUAUCCCCACUUCAAGCUACUUCACAUUUGGGCUGUAGAACCUUGAUUAAAGUCGUGCUGUCAUUUAUUUGACUGACAGCAGAGGCUCAGAGUUAAGGAGCUUGAGAUGAAAAGGGUUUGUAUUGAUUGACACUCGCCAACUAGUUGACUAAUAAUGGACUAAUGCUGUGUUCGACAUUGAGUGUGACUUUAUGUAAACAGAACUCUACUCAUAUGAUACCUACUACUUUGUGGUGAUGUACCAGCAGACUCUGGGCAGAUUCUGGGCCAUUGGAGUGGGGCUUCUCAGUCUCCUGAGUUGCAUGAAAGUGGGAUGUCCUCUUCUCCAGUGACCUGUUAGUACAGCUAUAACAAUACCACCACCACCACUACCAAUAACAAAAACAAAAAGACUAAGACAGGGACUUGUCUCUUCCCACUGCCCACAGGCAUCCUAUUUUAAUUUUCCCAUCACUUCUUUCUUCCACAUUUCUCUAUAAUUUAUAGCUUAUGUACAAAUUGUAGGACAUAUGUAGCUAAAUAUUGGAUAAUUGUAGUAGGAAAUAAAUGACAGCUUUUUAAUAUUUAAGUUAGAGAAAUUUUCAAAAAUAAGUAUUCUGAUAAAUCUUUCAGAUGUCCUCUUCUCAAAAAAACAAAACAAAAUAAACAAACAAACCACAAACCAAAAAAAAAAACCAAAAAACUUUGUCAAAUUUUCCAUUGUAAUCAAAAGAAAAAUAUUGAAUUUACUAUAUAAAGAAAUAAUGAAACUUUUUAGAAUAGAUACCUACAGACCCUCAUCACUCAAUGUGAAAUAUAAUAAAAUUGAAGCAUAUGCUAUGAUCCAAGUAAAAUCUCAAUUAAAAUAAUUCUAAAAUAAAAUUAUUAUUUAGGGUGUAUGAUGUUCUCCUUGCAUGUGUGUCUGUGUACUAUGUAGGUACAGUGCCCUAGGAAGCAAGAUGCAGAAUUUGAUCCCCUAGGACUGGAGUUAUAGAUGAUUGCAAGUUGCAAUGUGGGUAAUACUCUUGGACAUCCACUCUAAAACAGUUUUGUCUACACAUCGAUGGAUCCUGAUACUCAAGAAUUCCUACAACUGACCUGGAAUGUCUCCCCAGGAUUUGAGAUAGUCUCACCUUUUGGACUAAAUAUCCACUAAGGACUGGGUCUGUCUCCCUCCUUUUCCUCCUGCCUCUCCCAUUUUGCCUGCUACCUGCUUUAGUGUAUAGAUAAUCUCCUCUUUUGUGGCACUUCUCUCUCUGAUAGCAAAUAUGACACCACCUUGCUCAAUUUUCUCAGCUCCUAAAGUUUCUGGCUCUCAACUCCCAAGUCACCUACCUGAUAUUCUCUCUCACACCAAGCCCAAAACACUUCAUUUGAAACUACCUCAUCUCUGGCCUCAUGACCAGUUUCUUCCACUCAUGGGUCCCCAGUAAGUUCCCUAUACCAAGUCUCUUCUGGACUUCCUCUUUCUUCCCAUCCACAGACAAGUCCUUAAACUUAAAAUGGUCUCUUUUUCACUCCAGCACUCCAUCUCUCAGAUAUAUGCCUAAUCUUCCAUCCUUACACUUCCAAAACACACAAAUACUUGCUAAGCCUGACCCUUGCCCUGUCACCUACUUCUCCAAAAUUCUUAACAUCAUCAUCCAUAGCUGACCUCACUUUCUCCAUUUUACAGCUCCUUUGUUCACCUCUAACCUAAAAACAAACAAAAAUAUAACAAAACAAAUACCUACAAACACCAUCACCACCAAAAUUACAAACUCUUGGAUUUCCUCUCAUUAUCUAUUGAUCUCUCUCAAAAUCUAUAGAUUCCCUCUCACAAUCUAUUCCCACCAAGAUCUCCCAUUCUCCUAAAGCUUGUCCACUGUCUUUGAUUCCAUCUUUCCAAAUUCUCCAAACUCACUACUCACAUUUCUUACCUGCCUGCCCCCCAAUUCAUCCCUUUACCUCAAUGUUCCCCUGAUCCUUUGAACUUAUAUCUAAAAACUCUGAAAAACUCCUACCCCAUAUCCCUUUCAUGCACAAGAGUGUUCUUUAGCAAUCAUGUCUACAUUUUGUAUACAGAUGACAGCUCCUUCCUGUCAAAUGGCCACAUCAAACUUACUCCUCCAUUAUUAGUAUUCAUCCUUACCCCCAGGCUGCCCUUCCUCCAAUAAGAUUAUGCAUUGUCCACAAAUCUCAUCUCUCUCCUCACUCUCUUUUCCUCUGGCCAAAUGAUUGCCAGACAUCCACUGCCAACUGACUCCUCCAAAUUCACUAACUAUCCAGACACCAAACACUCUGAAUGAACCCUAUACUCCCAACAAGAUAUAACUAAGCCCAAGCCAUCUCCUAUCUGACCAUAACCAAAACCUCACUUGUGUCAAGGUCAUCCAACAAACUCUCUCCUAAACUUCACUGAUUCCCCCCUUCAAUGCCUCCCAUUGGCUUCUUUAUGUCUUUCUUCAAAGCCCUCUGGUAGUCACAGUUCCUGUCUACCAAUACCCCAGUUGCUAAUUUACCACCCCUACUACUGACCACUUUCCCACUUGAUCAUUCAAGGAUGAUCUUUGGAAAUCAAAGCCAAGGUCUAUCAACAUUUUCACACCAACCCCCCAAAACCUGUUAUAGACCAUCUCAAUAUUUUCCAAGAACUUCCCAAAUCAUCCAUGUUCUUAAAAUAUUUCAAUUCCAAAAGCCAAAUGAACACCCCAUGAAAGAGUAUUCCGAUGUAACAAACAUCUCUCAAAUUGGGUUCUUCCUGAUACAACCAGACACUGCUUUCAAAUAACAGUUGUUCCCCCAAAUAAAUUUAUAUUGCCAAUCUAAAUUUUCCUGGCUCCUCUCAAGAACUCUCAAACAUACUCUGUAGUCUCCCCUCUCCUAGCCUGAAACCUGCUUGCUCAGGGGUGGAGCUUCCUGCUCAUUCGUCCUGCCACGCCCACUGCUGGAACCUGC